Molecule: messenger RNA, 4486 nt
Organism: Lactuca sativa (garden lettuce)
Lineage: Eukaryota; Viridiplantae; Streptophyta; Magnoliopsida; Asterales; Asteraceae
Biological process (GO): protein dephosphorylation
Cellular component (GO): chloroplast
Molecular function (GO): protein serine/threonine phosphatase activity
Source: RefSeq, a predicted model, not a curated record
UUCGUACUCGGUUGGCUCUUGUUAUAUGGGUCCCAACUAAUCUAAGCGCCAAAACAUCCACAAGCGCAAACGGACUUCACUGAAGCCACUCCUGAUCUCAAUCUUCUUUGAAUCAAAACCCUAAACAACAACAGAUGAAGUCAGAUUCUUUAGAUUACUAACAAUGUCUAAUCAAUGUUCUAAUAUAUUUAAUUAUCGAUCUUUCAAUCUCUUUCCCUCUUUCAACAAACCUCUAAAACCCUACGCUACCACUCUCCGCCCUGUUUUUCCAUUUCAUGGCAAUCUCAUACUAAUCGAUAGGAGAUUAGGAAACAGAAAGUUAUCACUUCAUCCGCCUAUAGUCGCUCAAUCUUCAUCGGAUGUAGUUCUCGUUGCAACCACAGAACAUCAUGAUGGCAGUUUAAUAUUCCAGUUUGGCGAUGCUUCUGAGGUAGUGAAAAAUGAUGAAGUGGAAGAAAUAGAGAGAAAAGCUGAAGUGGAAAGUAAUGAUGUGAACGUAUUAGAUGGAGAUCAGGAUAGACAGAUAGUUGAAAAGACAACUGAAGGAGAAUCUGUAAGUGAUGUUGACAGACUUACUGAGGUUGCUAAUGAGAUUACAAAUGUAGACAUUGACAGUGACAUUGCUGAAAGGGAAACUAAUGUCACUAGUGAUUUGAGAGAUACUCAUGCAGAAUUGAUCGAAAGAGUGUCAUAUAUAUCUGAGGAAGAAGUUAUUUCAUUGCAAUUUGAUGCUAAAAUGAACGAAUCUCUUAAAGAUGUAGAGAGCACGCUUGAUACAACAGAAUGCACUGCUCAACCUGAUGAUGAAACUGAGGUUCAAUUAGUUUCUGUUAAGCCUGAAAGUAUACAAGCUUCAGAUGUUGAAGUCAUGGAUGUUAAACAACCAUAUGCUGAGGAUGAGUUGGACAAGGUGGAAACUGAAGAUGCUAGCGAGAGUGAUACAGAAGAUAUAAUCCCUCCUGCAACUAUACAUAUUACAGACGUUGAACUGAUGGGUGCUGCAAAUGAGGAUGUCAAUGAAGAGUUACAAGAUAUGAACAUCAAUGGGAUUACUCUCGUAGAUGAGAUGCCAGCAUCUGAUUCAUUAGGAGCUGAACCUUUAGAUGAGGCAAGCCAGCUCCAAUCUGUUGAUGUCAAGGUUGAGGCAACCAUGGAAAUUUCAAGUACUGAAGGCAUAGAUGUUAAGGAUCAAGCUAUGGAAAAUGAGUUGCAAGAAGUGAGCACCAAUAAGAGGAAUGAGAAUGAUGUUGCAUAUGUGAUGCCUGUAUCCAGUGUAGGAGAGUCAGGCCCAAUUCUAGAAGAGGAUGUCAGCCAACCCCAAUCAACCCCUGCCCCCCUCAAGCCUGUCAUGCAAGUUUCAGAUAUUGAACUUCAUGAUUCAAUGGAUCAGAAUCCAGAUGAUGUGCUUUUACAAACCCACAAUGAAAUUGAGUUGCAAGUUGAGCUCAUGGAUAUUACACAAAUAGAUGAGUUGCACAAGGUGGAACCUGAAGAUACUACCACAAGCAAUACAAAGGGUUUACUGUCUCCCACAAUCUCAAAUACUUCAGAUGCUGAACUUAUGGAUGCUGCAAAUGAGGAUAUGGAGGAAGGGUUGCAAGAUAGGAACAUGAAUGAGGGUACUUUCAUAGAUGAGAUGCCACCAUCGGAUCCAUCAGUAGCUGAACCAACUUUAGAUGAGGUAAGCCAGAUUCAACUUGCUGAUGUCAAUCUUGAGGCAACCAUGGAAGUUUCAACUGCUAAAGGCAUGGAUGUUAAGGAUCGGCCUGUGGAAGAUGAGUUGCAACAAGUGAGCUUUGUGAUGCCUGUUACCUUUAUAGAAGAGUCAGAACCAAUUAUAGAAGAGGAGGUAAGCCAGCCCCAAUCAGCCCCUCUUGAGUUCAAUCCCACCAUGCAAGUUUCAGAUAUUGAACUUCAGGAUACUAUGGGUCUAAACUCGGAUGAUGGAAUUUUACAAGUCAUUGAUGAAACUGAGGAUCCAUUUGAAUCUUUCAAGCUUGAAACUAUGCAAGCUUCACAUAUUGAAGCCAUGGAUGAGUUGCUUGAGGUGGAAACCAAAGAUACUACAGAGAGUGAUGCAAAAGAUUCAAUGUGUCCAGAAACCAUGCAUACUUCAGAUAUUGAACUUACGGAAGCUGCAAAUGGGAAUUUGGUAGAAGGGUUGCAAGAAGUGAACACAGGUAAUAGCGAUGAGAAUGAUGUUUCCAAUGUUAUGCAUGCAGAACCAGUUCUAGAAGAGGAGGAAAAGCAGCCAUGUUCAACCCCUGUUGAGCUUAAGCAUAGCAUCCAAGUUUCAGAUAUUGAAGUUCAGGAUACUAAAGGUCAAAGUCUAGAUGAUGUGAUUUUACAAAUCAUUGAAGAGGAUGCAGGUGACAAUUACAUCAAGGAUGUUGAGCGAUCAUUGCAUCAAUUAGAGGCUCUACUAGUUCAAGAUGAGGGAGUAAAUCACAGCAUGUUGGAACAAUGUGCUGAAGUUGAUGCACUUGAAAGCUCAAUGCUGGUUGAACAAGUUGCCAAUGUCUCACAAGUGGAAGCAGAAAGAGUUGAGGAGAUUUAUCUGACAGGCUAUAUCCUGUCUUCUGGUGCAGCUUUGUUGGAGCAUCCAUUUAAGGCAUUGACAGGUGGAGAUGAUGCGUACUUUCUGUCUAGCAGUAAAUGGCUAGGAGUAGCUAGUGGGGUUAGCCAAUGGUCAUUCCAAGGCACGGAUCCAGGAGUUUAUGCCCAAGAGCUCAUGAGAACCUGUGAAGAGAUUGUCUCAGUCUCAGAUGCCACCAGCAAUGUUCCAAUGACCAGCCCUGUUGAACUUCUUUGUAGAGGUGUCAAAGAAACAAAUAUGUCAGGUUCCUCAAAUAUUAUGAUAGCAAACUUCAAUGGUCAGGCUCUUCAUGUGGCCAACAUCGGAGACACGGGAUUCUUGAUAAUCAGACAUGGUGCUGUUUACAAGAAAUCUUCUCCAUUGCUUCACGAGUUCCACUUCGCAUUGCAAGUUGAAAAUCUCGAUGAUCCCUUGCACCUUGUGGAGGAACACAUAAUUGAAUUAGAUGAAGGUGACAUAGUUGUAUCUGCAACAGAUGGACUUUUUGACAAUCUAUACGAGCAAGAAAUAGCUAUGGUGGUCUCAAAGUCACUACAAGCUGGGAUGAAACCAGAGGAAGUUGCUAAAGUAUUGGCGACACGAGCACAAGAGGUAGGGGUGUCUGCAUUUGUAAGAAGUCCGUUCUCAGAUGCUGCUCAGGCGGCCGGAUACACCGGAUAUAGUGGCGGCAAGCCGGACAAUGUGGCGGUGAUUGUGUCUUUGGUUGAAAAAAUAUCCACUUCAUAGAUACAGCUAAGGUGCACUUCUUCAUACUUGACGUGCUGCUCAGUGCUCACAUUAUAAUUCCAUGUGGACGUUAGAAACGAUUGGAAGAUUUUAAGGAUAUGUUAAGGAUUAAUUUUGCAAAAAGCAAGUGAACCUAUAAUAAGUAUUUAACUUUUAUAGAGAUGUUGGUGCUCAAGCCUUGGACUAUUUUUUUUUUUCUUGAUCCAAACCAAUUCUAUAUUUUAUUAAAAAGAAUUUCUGUGUUUUAUUUAAAAAAUGUAUUGGUCUCCCUUAGUCUAUAGCUUUAACUUGGGGUGUCAAAAAAAAUCCAAAUCUAAAUAGCACACCCAAACCAAAUAAGAUUUGGGUUAUUCGGUUCAAUUAACCGAAUAAGGAAAACAUUAUUCGGUUUGGGUUUGGUUAAUUUUUUUUUUUAAUUCGGGUUAACUGAAUAAGAUACUAAACUAUUAAUAUAAAAUUUCAUAUUUAUAUUUUAAAACUUAAAACCAUUAGUUAAACAAGCCUAAAAAAGUCCAACUAUGUUUAAUUAGCUUGUUUUUCUGAAAAAUCUUAAACAAACACUUCUAUUUGUUUGUUAAACGUUUUAUACAAAAUAAGGUACUAAUCCUUUUUAGGCUCGUUAUAAUGUUUUAAAAACUUUAAAAAAAAAAAAAAAAAAAAGUUAACUAUUAGUUUUUGAAUUUUAUUCAAAACCAAUUAUAGUUUUCUAGAUUUGUAAAUUGUGAUUUGUCAUCUUCUUUAUUUUAUAACUAUGGAAAUAACUUUAUUUUCUUUGCCGAACGAUAUGGCAUACUUUCAUUAACUUCCCUCCCAUUUUAAAAGUAUGAAGUUUGAAGUAGUCUUAAUACUUUAUUAAGAUUAUAUUAAGAUUAUUAGUUGUGAGUGAAGUUAACAUCAUAAAUGGUCUCUGUGGUUUCCUCAUAUCUGAAGUUUAGUCCAUGUGGUUUAAAAACAUCAUAGAUAGUCCAUGUGUUUUCAAAACUAAAACAAAACUUUUGGCGAUUGGUCCUUAUUGUUAACUUCGUUAAGUUUUGUCCGUUAACUAAAGGACAUUUUUGUUCACUACCACAUGGACCAUUUAUGAUGUUUUCACUUAUUUUUUUUUAAAAAUGAAAUAAUAUUCAAAGGUCUCUCUCUCUCUCUCUCUCUCUCUCUCUCUCUCUC